Messenger RNA from Lodderomyces margitis, 2133 nucleotides. RefSeq lists its product as uncharacterized. The transcript has a single exon. NCBI's taxonomy places the organism in Eukaryota, Fungi, Ascomycota, Pichiomycetes, Serinales, Debaryomycetaceae. Bases 1 to 2133 code for a protein of 710 amino acids. The record is from RefSeq and is a predicted model, not a curated record. Gene Ontology annotation, molecular function: FAD binding.
AUGCCCUCACAAAAGACAAUCAAAGAGUCAAAAACAGAUGUGUUAAUUAUCGGUGCCGGCCCAUCAGGAUUGAUGUGUGCUUUAUGGUUAACCAGAUGUGGAAUCCCCUGUCGAAUCAUCGAUAAGCGUGCUGGAAGCAUAUUUGCCGGCCAAGCUGAUGGAUUGCAAAGUCGUUCAUUUGAAAUCUUUCAGUCCUUUAGUGAAGACGCGUUUGAUUUUGUUACCUUGGACAAAGCAUGGAAAUCGGCUAAUCAUAUGAUGGAAAUGAGUUUUUGGUCACCCAACGAAGAAGGUAAGUUGGCUAGGAAGUCACGUAUCCCUGAUUUCAUUCCUGGUAUUUCAAGAUUCCAUGAAUGUGUGAUUCAUCAGGGAAAGAUUGAGAACUGGCUCAAUACUUCUAUUGAUCAGUUUUCAGAAGGUAAGGUUAAAGUUGAACGUCCAUAUUUGCCAAUCUCGAUCAAGAUCGAUGAAACCAUGACUGAUGAUCAAGAUUAUGCUGUUGAAGUAUUGGUCAAGAAGUUAGAUGAUGACUUGGCCAAGCCAGAACAAUAUGGAAACAUUUCUAAUGGGUUAUUCAGAGCAUUUGAAGGAGAUCAAGACAAGUUUUAUGCUGACCAUAUUAGUGAUGGCAACGUUGAGGACUUCGAACUUAUCAAGGCCAAGUACGUGCUUGGUUCAGAUGGUGCCCACAGUUGGGUUAGAAAACAAUUGGAUAUUGAAAUGCAAGGAGAAACAACUGAUUUCAUUUGGGGAGUCAUUGAUAUGGUUCCAAUCACCAACUUCCCCGAUAUUAGAAGCAGAUGUGCUAUUCAUUCCAAAGACUGCGGAUCGAUGAUGAUUAUUCCUAGAGAAAAUGACUUGUGUCGUCUUUAUAUCCAAUUGAAGGAAGUUGUUAGAGAGGAAGGAGGCAAUGAUGCCGAUGGCACUAAAGCCAAGGGUAGAAUCGACCGGUCUAAAAUCACUCCUGAAUCCAUUGUCAAACAAGCCAAGGAAAUUAUCCAACCAUUUGAGUUGGACGUUACUGAUGUGAGUUGGUUUACUGGUUACCAAAUUGGUCAACGUAUUGCUACCGGAUUCCACCGCAAUAAUCGUGUGUUUAUUUCGGGUGAUGCAUGCCAUACCCAUUCCCCUAAAGCCGGUCAAGGUAUGAAUGUGUCAAUGCAAGAUGCCUACAACUUGGGAUUCAAAUUUGCAUUGGUAUGUAAAGGAUUGGCAAAACUGGACAUUUUACAAACGUACGAAUUGGAAAGAAAGAAGGUGGCCCAUGAUUUGAUUGAAUUUGAUCAUAAAUUUUCUCGUUUGUUUAGUGGUAAACCAAUGGUUCCCCACGCUGAAAAAUUGGAUGAAUCAAAUGAUGGCGGUGUUGAUUUGGAUGAAUUCCAUCAAGUUUAUCUCCAAGGAGGUAAGUUUGCCAGUGGUACCAUUUCCGAUUAUCAAGAUUCAAUAAUGGUUAAAAAAGCAGGAACCCAAUCCCGUCCAGGAGAAGAAUCAGAGGGUGUUUUCCACCCAUUGGCCAACAAGGUCGCAGUGGGAAGAAGAUUACAGAGUGAUUUGAUGUUGGGUCAAAUCGAUUACAAGUUGUUGCACUUGGGUGACAAGUUGGUGUCAGAUGGACGGUUUAGAUUAUUGAUUUUCCCUGGAGAUUUGCAUCAGCACAAGUCCAACUGGGACAUUUUGAAAAAGUUCAACGAUGUUCUUGAAUCCAAAGACAGUUUCCUUAAGAGAUACACCCCAGUUAAUGCUUUUCCAAGCUCAGUGAUUGAAAUUUUGACCAUUCAUGCUUCUCAAAGACACGAUAUUGAAUUCCAUGAUUUCCCGCAAUUUACUCACGCCAUUGAUUUCAAAGGACGUACUGAUUACUGGAGGAUCUUUAGUGGUGCUGGUAAAUCUUAUGAUGGUAUUGCUGUUGAUAUCUAUAAAACUUUGGGAAUCGAUAAGAAGGAUGGUGCCAUGUUGAUUGUUCGCCCUGAUAGUCAUGUUGCUCAAGUGGUUCCAUUUUCUAGUGAAGGGUUGAAAUUAGUUGAUAAUUACUUUAGUGGGUUUAUGAUUGAUCAAAGCAAUUGUGUGUUGCCAGAAAAGGACAAGACGGUUAAUGAUGCAGUGAGAUUUGUUCAACCAAGAUUGGCCGUUUAG